AUGACAGCUGACCAGAUCCCAGUUGUAUACGGUGUUUCCUCGCCACUCCUCUUAGUCGCAACUCAGACAGCUUCCCUUGUCAUGGCUGAAGAGGAUGCUGAGCAGGCCUUUUUCCAGGCUCAGACAAUGAAUGCGGACUCGGUGGGCUAUCAGGCUGUGGAUGACCAGGGGGCAGAUAAUUCCGAUGACGAUGACUAUGAUCCUUCAGAGACACUGCAUGACCAAUAUCCUGCUACCUUGACAGAUGCCAACCAAUGCGAUCCUGUACAUUUCGACGCCCUUCCUUCGAAACAAGAUCCCCCAGAUCAAACCACCCUCCCUGCAGAAACAGAUCCUAGCCUGCAAGCUGGCAGCUCCUACCCUUCUCAGACACCUUCACGAGCUGAGUCUCGGGCAUCAACAUCGGCCCCCGCAUCUAGUACUUCUGUACCACCGCCGAAGACCAGAACAAUUGGAGGUUUUGUGGUUGAGGAUGAGGAUGAGGAUGACACGGGUGAUGCAGAUUAUGAGCCACCAGCUGUAUUAGGUGUUGAGGACAUGAAUGCUAUACCUAUGAAUGUGCCUCAGCAACCAAUCUCAGGAAAUGCAAAUGAAGAUACUUCCACCCCUGAUGUAUCACUGGAUGAAGCUGCGCAGAAUUCUGCCAGCGUGAAGAAUGUUCCUAAUAGUUCAUACUCUCCUGCUGCUGCUUCUAAAAAUGAUGCAUCUCUACCCUCGGACCAGGAUUUGUACAACUUACGUACGUUACAGUCUGAAAAUGCGCAAGGGAGUGCCAUGGCUACUCCGGUCCCUGAUUCUCCGUCUGCCUCGAAGGGCCGCUUGCCCCACGAUAGGGUCGGCAUUUUGGAAGACAGAAUCCAAGAAGACCCUCGAGGUGAUAUCCCCGCUUGGCUCGAGUUGAUUAAUGAACACAGGAGUCGCAAUAGGAUCGACCGUGCUCGGGAUGUAUAUGAGCGUUUUCUCAAAGUAUUUCCUUUCUCUGCGGAACAAUGGGUCGCAUAUGCGAACAUGGAAUCGGAACUCAACGAGCUCUUUUGCCUUGAGCAGAUCUUUAAUCGAACUCUUUUGACCAUCCCCGAUGUCCAACUUUGGACUGUGUACUUGGACUACGUUCGCCGGCGUAAUCCGUUGACUACCGAUACUACCGGGCAGUCCAGACGGAUUAUCUCCUCUGCCUAUGACCUGGCCCUCCAGUAUGUCGGUGUAGAUAAAGAUUCCGGGUCUAUCUGGGCAGACUACGUUCAAUUCAUUCGCUCCGGUCCUGGAAACGUAGGAGGCUCUGGAUGGCAAGACCAGCAAAAAAUGGAUUUGCUCCGAAAGGCCUAUCAGAAAGCCAUCGCGGUUCCCACCCAAGCUGUUAAUACCCUCUGGAAGGAGUACGAUCAAUUUGAAAUGGGCCUGAACAAGCUCACGGGACGAAAAUUUCUCCAAGAGCAGUCACCGGCAUAUAUGACAGCGCGUAGCUCGUACACAGAGUUGCAAAAUAUUACAAAAGAUCUAAAUCGUACCACUCUGCCAAGGUUGCCUCCGGUGCCUGGUUCCGAGGGCGACGUUGAAUUUGCGCAGCAGGUUGAGAUCUGGAAGCGCUGGAUCAAAUGGGAGAAGGGGGAUCCUCUUGUUCUGAAAGAUGAAGACCCAGCCGCUUUUAAAUCACGCGUGGUUUACGUGUAUAAGCAGGCUCUUAUGGCCCUCCGGUUCUUACCCGAAAUGUGGUUUGAUGCCUCCGAAUUCUGCUUUCUCAACGACAUGGAGAAUGAAGGCAACGAUUUUCUGAAGCAUGGCAUCGAGGGAAACCCUGAGAGUUCUUUGCUUGCGUUCAAACGUGCCGAUCGGCUUGAAAUUACGUCAGAGUCCGAGCAAGACUCUAUCAAACGAGGUGCUAAGGUCCGGGAACCAUACGAUAGGCUUCUAGACGCGCUUUACGGUCUGAUCGCGAAGGCGCGCACUCGUGAAUCCCAGGAUGUGGCGCGUCUCGAGGAAACAUUUGCAAAGCUAAAUCCCGGGCAACCCAUACCCAAGCCCGAUGACAACGACGACGAUGAUGAUCAGAGCGAGACCAAGGCAAGGGAGUCCGUCAAGAAAGCCCAAAUUGAAGCCCUUCGGAAUGCACACGCUAUCCAAAUCGGCAUUCUCUCUCGGACGAUAUCAUUCACCUGGAUUGCUCUUAUGCGCGCCAUGCGACGUAUCCAGGGUAAGGGCAAGCCCGGAGAGAUGCCCGGUUCGCGGCAGGUGUUUGCGGACGCUCGGAAGCGAGGGCGUAUCACCAGUGACGUCUACAUUGCGAGCGCGCUCAUUGAAUAUCACUGCUACAAGGAUCCGGCCGCGACCAAGAUUUUCGAACGUGGCGCAAAGCUCUUCCCCGAGGACGAGAACUUCGCACUGGAAUACUUGAAACAUUUAAUUGACAUCAACGAUAUUACCAAUGCUCGGGCAGUGUUUGAAAUGACUGUCCGUAAAUUGUCCUCCAACCCUGACAGUGUACACAAGACCAAACCGAUCUUCUCCUUCCUCCAUGAGUACGAGUCUCGAUAUGGGGAUCUGGUCCAGGUGAUCAACCUCGAGAACCGGAUGCGUGAACUAUUCCCGGAAGACCCGACCCUGGAGCAAUUCGCCCACCGAUAUUCCAGCCCGUCGUUCGAUCCUACGGCGGUGCGGCCGAUCAUCUCGCCGUCGCAAACCAGGCCCAAGGCCGCAUUCCCCACGGAGCAAGCCGUGUCGCGCCUUGGAACUCCCAUCCCGAGGUAUCAUGAUUCUUCGGUCACCAACUCCCCCAAACGACCGCUGGACGACUUUGACGACGACGGGAGCCGGCCGCGCAAAUUCGUUCGAGCCGACUCUCCGCUAAAGACGGCUCAGAGGCGGCAGUUGGAGCAGAAACGUGUCCAGCCCCCCACAAGCCAGGCUGGAUCCCAGUUCCGGUCUCAAGGCUCCCCUGCUCCGUUGCCCCGGGAUAUUGUCUAUCUUCUGAGUAUCAUCCCGCCCGCCUCAUCAUACAACGCAGGCCGGUUCUCGCCUGAGAAAUUGAUCGACCUCAUUCGGAGGAUUGAUAUGCCCAGCUCUAUCUCGCAGAUCCCGCUACCACAGUCGGUCCGCGGGCUGGGGACGGGACAAAACCCCUUCUCUGGCAUGUUUCGCUCCUAA
Aspergillus tanneri is the source of this 3141-nucleotide messenger RNA. RefSeq names its product cleavage polyadenylation factor subunit RNA14 (gene rna14). Gene Ontology annotation, biological process: mRNA 3'-end processing. The coding region runs from base 1 to 3141 and encodes 1046 amino acids. The record is from RefSeq and is a predicted model, not a curated record. Lineage: Eukaryota; Fungi; Ascomycota; Eurotiomycetes; Eurotiales; Aspergillaceae. The transcript is spliced from 5 exons. Gene Ontology annotation, molecular function: protein binding; mRNA binding. Gene Ontology annotation, cellular component: nucleus.